AGAACCUUGAAUGCCUACAUAGAGGGAUGGUUGGUCUCCUUGUGCUAAUAAGGUUUAGACCAUGCUGAGUCCAACUUUUGUUCUGUGGGAUUUGGAAUAUCCCUUAUAUACCUAUGGCUCCAUCUUCAUUAUUAUCCUAAUUAUCUGGCUAGUGAAAAAGAAUUACCAUGGAUUAACGUUGGAACCUAAAAGGAGCUGCUGUCAGCGUCACCGGAAAGUCAGACAAAGGGCUAAAGAUGCAGCAUCAAAAGCAAGGAGACUUUCCUGGAAAGAAGCUGAGAAGCUGUGGGAGCUGCUCUCUGUCAUGAGAAGCCAGGGCUGGCUUCCUCAGGAGGGGAGUGUGCGGCAGCUCCUGUGUGCAGAUCCCUACUGCCAAACCUGCAAUGCCAUGGCUCUGGAGAUUCAGCAGUUGGUGGUGGGUGAGAACACCUUGGUCUCUCCCACUUCAACCCGGCCAUCGCAGGGCUCUUCUUGUCUAGAGAUUUUGUCCACAUCUAAUGUGUCUUUUGAGCAGAGUCUGGAGCAUCGUUCCCCACACUUCGAAGGCCUUUCACUUCCAUCUGCAACCCUCACAGUGUCACAGAAAUCCUUAACCCAGUCAGCUGCCCAGUCAGCUGGUGUGGUCAGCAUCCAUGAUUACUCGGCUGAACACCUCAAGCUAAGGCAGGGUUUUCAAGGGCCAGAGGUACCCAGGGGCCCAGAGACUAUGUUUUCAUCAAGGAUUGAGGAACCUGUGGUUUCCGUGAACCUGCAGGAGAUGAUGCAGAACAACCCCAGCCUUGUCUGUGGAAACCAAGGCCAACAGCCUAUGAAUUCUCAGGUCUCUCUGCUGACCCUGAACCAAGAAAUCACUACCCUGACACAUCCUAUGGCCUUGCAAAUGGUAACUGUCCUUGCUGCCCACCUGCCAUUCCUCAAUCCUGAAGUCCUGAGGCUUCUUGAGGUACAUGUUAAAAAAUGGAUGCAUUUCCAGAGGUGGGGGCUCCCCAGACGUGUGGAAGAGUCCCUGAGGCAGUUUAUGCCAAAUCCGCCAUUAUCUUACCAACCUGUACAUAAUCAACCAGUUUCUCAGUUCUCUGUUGAGACGUUUGGAAACAUUUCAUACCAGAACUGGGGUUCAUGUAUGGCAGGCCAACCUACUCAGGCCUUCUGGGUUUCUGAAUGGUCCAUUAUAGACCCAGAACAAAGACACUACUACCAGCAAGCCCCGAACCAUAUGGCUCUAGCCUUGUCCUCUCCAGCCCUUAAAGAAUUAAGUGGCCUCUAUCUAAUGCCUGGGAAACAGUCUAAUGAUUCAGUGGCCCAUGUGCAGCAGGAAUACAGCCAGCUAUUCUGUGGCCUCCCUUCACUGCACAGCGAGUCCUUGGUUAACACCUUCUUGGGUUCUCAAGGCCUCUCCAUGAAUGAGAGCAUGUCCAAACCCCCUUUGAAUGAUCCUUUUCUCUUCAAGGAUCUCUCCUUCCUCCCUCUGCUGCCUAAAAAUCCACCCCAAUCAGCUCCGCCCUCUACUCUGACUUCCCAAAAUUGGAUUGCUCCAUCUGACCACCAGAAAGCUCAGAUCAAUGUCCCGUUCCUGACUCUGGACGAGUGUGAGGCCUUGGAGUGGCACCUGCUGCAGAGGCAGCUCCAGCUUCAGUGGGGCUCGCCAGGUGGUUUCCAGAGAGAUCAGCAUGCCCAGAGCCCCGUGCAGUAUAAGACCUGUGACAAUGCCCAGCCUUCUGAGACUGUGAAGACUUCUUGGCCAGGGCAGCCCGUCUCAGUCUUCACAAGGAAACUACUCUUCCCACAGCAUGCCAGGAGGCUGCUGGAUUUCCACCUCCAGAGGCAGUUGAUUCACCAUCGCUGGGGCCUGCCCCAGAAGAUCCAGCAGUCCAUCCAGUUGCUCCUGUCCCCCGCUGACCAGCAGACUAUGUCCUGGAGCAGCACAGCACUAGACAGUGUGAAUAUCCCCCAACUUACAGCUCUAGAGGCCACUGGGGCUGAAGAUCCAUUCUCACCCCCUGUGGACCCAGUGUCAGUCCCUAGGCCACACAUGUUUGACCAGGCCAAGGCAAUACUGCAGAGCCACAUCGACUCCAAAUGUGGGCAGAUUCACCAGUGCAAUGUCCCUGCCUAUGUAUGUAACUCUUGGGAGUGCAUAAUUCCUGGGGGCCUGGAAGUGGCUCCCUUCACCUGCAUCCCAGAAAGCAAGCCCCUGGAACUGCCAGCUGCCGCUGACCCGGACCUACAACAGAAAGUUAUGCCCUUGAUGCCAGCAGCCCUUGAUCAGCAGCAACAGGCCUCACCUGUUGUCAUUGAACAUUCUAAGCUGCCCCGAAAGCUGUCCGAGGGAGCCAUUGAGAAACUGGAGACAACUUUACGGCACAAGUAUCUGGCCUUCUUGUCAGGGCUGCCCACUCUUUAUUAUGUGGCUCUCUCCAGGGCCAUGGCCCCAGCAAUCACUUGCCAAGCUAUGAUCACAGAGACGGUGCCUGGGCCUGUCCAAUUCCCAACAGAACCUCUAACUGAGAUGACCUCACCUGAAGAGCAGAGUCUAAGUCCUAGGCCAGGCUUUCAAGAUGCCAAUGAGGCUUGUGCAGACAUUGCAGAUGAAUUCCAGGCUGACAUGCAGGUGGAAGGAAUAAUCGAGAUAGUGCCACCAGAAAGCCAGACAGAGCCUGCGAGGACCUACUUAUUCAGGGAACCUGUCUUGGCCAAACUAAAUUUCCAUCUGAGAAAGAAGAUCCUCGAGAUACAACUGGGAAUUCCCUUAAAGGCAAGGGAGUCCAGGGAACAAAUGGUAGCAAUCCCGGAGAACAUAUGCACACAGGAGUCUCCUGGGAGUCUGAACCACCAAGGAGAAGCACUGCUCCAGGAACUCCCAAUCCCACCAGAUACACCAUGUGCCCCAGAUCCAGAAUGGCUCCGCUUCAAAGAACAGCUGGCCACUGAGUUGAAGGCAGUGCAUCAGAAACAGAAGCAACUCGGUUCCAGUACAGUACCCCAUGGUUCUGUCCACUGGGCCUCCAAAAUCUCCCAACCCAGUGGGAACAUGACAGAGGCCCAGGUGCUUUGUGUUCAGCUGGAGGCCAGUGUGAACAACCCCAGCCUGGAGGAGCCCUGUAGCCCCAAGCCCCAAAGCCCUGACAAGAGCAAGGACUCAGCCCAAGUACCCACACUGGCAGAAAAGAAAGAGAAGCCAAGCAAACCCAAAUCGGCCGGGGACCAUGGAGAAGGGGAUGCCGGGCUUGCGUUCUCCUCCACAAGAGAAAAAAGCCGCUCUGCUGAAGCCCAGAGACCAGAAGGGGUGCUUCUGAACAGGACACCCCGCAGCCCCUGGCAACGGAGACAUCGCUUUCACCUUGGUGCUCCCUGUCAACACAGUCCCCAGCAUCGCCCCCAGCCUAAACUCCCAGAACUAUCUCCUGGAGUCCCCCGGGGGAAAGACUCUGAGAAGAAUGACCUGAAAGACAGCCAAGCCAAGGGCAAAGUCAUCCGCAAGCCAGCAAGGGUUCCUGAGAAUGCCCAGCCCGUGGUGACCCACAGGUCACGGGGCCAGCCUUUCCUGGGCCAACUCACUCCAGGGAAGCCAUUGCAAGGACAAACUUUACAAGGUUGGGUUUUGCAGGGGCAGGUGAUGCCAGGCCCUACUCACAAGAGGCCCAGCCUUCCAGAAUCUGGCCUGAGAAAUAAGAUGAAAUCUUUUCUGCACUGUUUUAACCCCAAGACAAAAGGCAAAGGGCAUAAAGAAUCCAUGUCCUCCACAUCUGAGAAAGUGGCCAACAUGAGAAAAGAAAAUGUAGAAAAGAGCCUGGCUCCAGGCAAAAGUCCCAAGGGACGAACUAAGACAGAGAAGAUGAGAGGAGACCCCAAGGCACAAUUCUCCCCUGCUGAUAAGCAGGUGGGCCUGGCCUUCUUGGAUGUUCCCCAUUCCCCAGACAGUAAGCUCCGGCACCGCUCCCAUUCCCAUCAGCCCCACUCAGCCUCAGUCCUGGGCACUCCUCGCCACUGCCCUCGACACUGUCCUCGAGUGGCUUGUGUCACCCAACCAGGGAACCCACCCUAACUCUCAACUCUCAGCUCGUAGGGAAGCACUGGUCUGUUCAAGAAGACCCAGUGCAAUCAAGACUUUGUAGUCUUCCCAAUGUUGGCAUCCCUUGUGGAGGAUGCUAUGGCCAUUUUCAUUACUGUACAGGUGGGCAGAGCGCCACCCAAAAUACACUCUAUAUCUCUCAGCAGAGAGUUGUCUGUCUUCUUCUCUUCAUUGUGAUGUGUUCAGGGAAGGCAUAAGGGAGGCAUAAAUGUCCUUCCAAUCUAGGGAAGAAGCUUUAACCCACACUUAAGCUGGGUCAGCAUUCCACACAACACACACGCACACACACACACACUCACUCACUCACUCACUCACUCACUCACUGAACUGUGAAUAAAGGGACUUGAGCAGAGAAGGAAGGCCCUUGUCUAAGGUGCACUGAAGGUAAAAGUUAGGCUUGAAUUCUGUUAUGAUGUCCUUGGGCCCAGGGGAGCAAUGUGGACGUGAGGAUAGUACUGCCAAGAAGGAGUGGCCAGGAAUCCCACAGGCAAAAUUCACUGGUGACAUCUAUAUAUGCCCACAAUUUGGAGGGGAGGUUUUUAGGGGAGUGCCAACCUUGAGAAGGUGCUUUGUGUCUAUCAACAGCAUAUAGCUAAUAUGACAAAUGUCAAAGCAAAUGAUGGAAUCUCCUCUCUCAGCUCUCUGUUGGCUAUUGGUUAGAUCUUUCUGGACAACUCACCUGGGAGGCUGCUGUAGCUUUUUUGCCUAUAUGCCACCUCCACUGCCCAUCAGCUGCUGCAUGGAGUGAAUGACACCUAGAAUGAAGAUCAAAGUAGACAGUAGACAUGGAGAGGAGCUGGUCCCCCACACCCAAGGGUAGGCAGGGAGAGAAGCAGGGAGGGAGAGCAUGUAGAUGGGGGUCUGAGUACCAGGGAUAAAAGCUGAUGUGUCCCUGAAGAGGGCAUGAUAAGAGAAAAGGCUGGUUUGUUAUGUACUCAAAAGAAUCUUGAGCCAGGAAGCCGCACAAUACCCAAGUGCUUUCAGGGAGUGGAGGUGAAUAAACUGAGUUUCAAUCUGUUACCUAUACUGUGAUGAGGAGUGGUGACUUGAGCCUCCUUUUGUCCAAAGGCAAUGCAAAUUAAUUCAAAAUUCCUGAACACUCACCCUCCACCCCACAAAACUGUUUCCUAAUGUCAUGGAUUGGUAUAACUAUAAAUCCAUGGUUUUGCUCAGCCCAAACAUGAAGUUAGGCACUGUGUUCUAAUCUUGAUAUAUCUCAACU
Messenger RNA from Camelus dromedarius (Arabian camel), 5294 nucleotides. RefSeq names its product protein SPATA31F1. NCBI's taxonomy places the organism in Eukaryota, Metazoa, Chordata, Mammalia, Artiodactyla, Camelidae. The record is from RefSeq and is a predicted model, not a curated record. Bases 62 to 4045 code for a protein of 1327 amino acids. The transcript has 4 exons.